Pelobates cultripes (western spadefoot toad) is the source of this 187-nucleotide messenger RNA. The record is from the annotation of a GenBank genome assembly. Lineage: Eukaryota; Metazoa; Chordata; Amphibia; Anura; Pelobatidae.
AUGUCACAGAGGGGAGCACGGAGGGUGACCGAUGCCAAGGAAAAACAUUCGUUUUUUGCCGCGAAAACGGCAAGCCACAAGUCACAGGCUCAGACAGGACAAGAUGGCGACGGCAGUGGAGAUGAACAGGAAAUUCCCCAGCCACAUUCCCCACAACAGCCUGCUCCCAGCACCAUGCAAAUACAUG